Molecule: messenger RNA, 2888 nt
Organism: Danio aesculapii
Lineage: Eukaryota; Metazoa; Chordata; Actinopteri; Cypriniformes; Danionidae
Product: gamma-glutamylaminecyclotransferase C-like
Exons: 2
Coding region: 144-554 (136 amino acids)
Molecular function (GO): gamma-glutamylaminecyclotransferase activity
Source: RefSeq, a predicted model, not a curated record
AGUAAUGCCUAAAAUAAGCUCAGUUCGUUUAAAAAACAAUCCUGUUUGUCUGAUGAAGGUCAAGCGUCCAAUGUGAUUUUUAAAGAUGACGGAAUUCCUUAUAUUGUCGGUCUUUAUCAUCCACCUUUCUUCCUGCGAUCAGCAUGACCCAUGUGUUUUUGUAUGGCACACUAAAGAAAGGCCAGCCAAACCACCCUGAACUCUUGAACUCUGACAAUGGUCAAGCUGAGUUCAUCACCUGUGCCCAAACCGUAGACAAAUACCCAUUGGUGAUCGCCACCAAAGACAAAUACCCCUUCCUGCUGAAUUUGCCCGGCUCUGGACAUCGGGUCUACGGUGAGAUCUACAGGGUUGACCAGAAGAUGCUGGAGUUUCUGGAUGACUUUGAGGAAUGUCCAGAUCUCUACCAGCGCACCUCCAUCCAGCUGGAGAUCCUGAAGGAGAAUGAAGAGUCUGGAGGAGUUGAGGAGGCUUUUGUUUACAGCAAAAUUAAUUAUAAAGCUGACUGGCUCCACAAGCCCACAUAUAAACGUUAUGAUACCAACAGUGAUUAAAGACAUAAAGACAGGGCUACUGUACAGUGUUGCCAGCUCUUAUGAGGUAAAUACACACUUGACUCACUCACUAUCUUUCAGUUUAGUCCCUGAUUUAUUGAGAAGGGUAUAAGCGGAGGUUGGAGCCAGCUCCAAGUAAGUGGACCGUCGGGCCCCAAGUGGGCUGUACACACCUAGAGUUUUUGUUUAUUUAAUGUCUUAUACAUGACACGGAGUCCAAUGUUGUGCUUUAUGAAUGUCUACACCUACCCCAACCCUAAACCCAACCUUACAGUAACCUGAUGUGUUUUAUUAAUAUCCGCUCCACCUACACCACCUAAACCCAACCUACUUGUGGUCACCCAACCUACUUGCAGUGUAAUCCCUUCCACUUGGAGGUCUCCAGGCUGCAGCGAUACCUACUUGGAUUUAUCAGUGGUCGCCUCAGAGGUAUGAUCCACUAAUUACCUUGGCAUAUGUUUUAUGUUUACAACCCAGCACUGGGAAAUGCUCAUACACACUCUCUCAUUCACACACACGCUCAUACACUUCAGCACAAUUGUCCAAUCCAAUUUGAUGCAGUUAUUAUUGAUGUUUUGAUCAAAGUGAACUUCAGAGAAACUUUAGUAAUAUAGUUUUCUGCUGGAUCCCUGGACACGUAUGGAAAUGAACAAGCAGAAAAAACAGCUAUAACAGAAAGAAUAAAGGAGUGCAAAACCCCACCUUCAGAUUUAAAGCCACUUAUAAAUGGCUAUGUUUUUAAGAAAUGGCAAGCUCUGUUUAAAAAAAAAAUAAAACUUUCUGAAAUCCAGCCUGUAGUAGGAAGAAAAUUUAACAUUUUUUUUAAUCCAACAUACGAUGGAGUUGUUUACAAGAUGCUGUAUUGGACACAGGAGACUCACUCAUGGAUAUUUACUAAAAAGAGAAGUUCCCUCAAAAUGUCAGUAUUGCAACAAAGACCAAAGUGUUAAGCAUAUACUUUUGUAAUUCCUUAGUUUUCAUGAAAUUAGGCUUUCAAGUAAGUGAUAAGCAGAAUUAUUUACUUCCUGUAGCUUUAUUUUUGUUGUGACAGAGAAAAUGAGUAAACUAGCAAUCGCAGUGGAAUGUUUUGCAUUCAUUUGCAUUGUACAACAUUUUUUAAGGACAGAAGAAAAAAAAAAAGAUUUACAGUGUUUUUCCUUUUUUUUUAAACUAGAAAUAAAAAAAUGACAAAAAAUAUAUAUUUUUUUAUAUAUAUAAUAUAUUUUUUAAUGUUUACAAUUGUUGUAAUAACAGUAGCUCAACACAACUAAUAAUUCUAUUAUGGAAACUAGCUGUGUGAUGCUUAACAUUUUCAUAACAAUGUUCUGCUUUUUUCAAUUUUUUAUUAAGACAGUGAAAUAUUUGAGGGAUGUUAUACAGAGAUUUGGAGGAGAUAAAGUAAGGAUGCACAGAUAUCAGUAUCGGGUAGGUUGACACUUCAUUAUAAUACUCGUAUCAAACAUGAAAUGCCAAAACCACUCAACAGUAAUUCACUACAUGGAAGUGAUUUGUUGUUCUACCUGACUUCAUUGUGUUCAUGUAUUAUAUAUUAAUAUAUAAUACUUAUAAUAAAUAUAAUAAUACUUAUUAUAAAUAUUGUCCUUAUAAACAAUCCGUAUAUAAAAUACAGUAUUAACAAAUCCAUAGGCUACUGAAGAAUAAACCGAAUAUGCAAUAUAAUCCUUGAUUAUAUAAUGUGUGAAGUCGUGGAUGCGUGUCAGCACAAGGAUAACUUAUCUUUCAUGCUUAAUUAUUAAUCGAUGCGAGGUUGUCAACAAUGCGUGUAUAUUUUUGGCUUGUGAUAGCCUUCUGUUAAAGAUUUUUGUCUUCAUCCUUGCUACAGGAAAAAAAAAAAAAAACCUCCUUUAAAAUUAAUUGCACUUUCAUUGAAACCAAAUCUAAGUAGUAUCGGAAUCAGUACUUGGUAUCGGCGAGUACACAAAUUAAAAUGCUCAUACUCGUAUCAGUUUGUAAAAAAGUGGUACCGGUUCAUCCCCAAGACAAAGUCUUGAUCCAUCCCUGAAAGUUUAUUAUCUGUUAAUAAAAACAGUGUUACAAAUGUUUCAUAUCAAAAAGCAGACAUCUGAAAAGUGAUUUACAGUCACCCUUUACCGUUUUAUUUGCACGUGGUUGUUAAUUUUGUAACCUGACUGUUCAGUUGGUGUUGUUUCACAUAUUAAUUGUGUACCAUGAAAAUAAAUAUGAUUUACGGCACUUUACUUUGCAAAGUAGCAGUUCUCAGGAACAAUUUGCAUGCUUAAACUGGAAAUAAAAGGAGACGAUCUAUUUUUGUAUUAUAUUUAUGAAAAUGAAUAAAGCUGCAUUUUGCUACCA